Pseudocercospora fijiensis CIRAD86 is the source of this 2509-nucleotide messenger RNA. RefSeq lists its product as uncharacterized. The transcript is spliced from 11 exons. The record is from RefSeq and is a predicted model, not a curated record. NCBI's taxonomy places the organism in Eukaryota, Fungi, Ascomycota, Dothideomycetes, Mycosphaerellales, Mycosphaerellaceae. Bases 1 to 1692 code for a protein of 563 amino acids.
AUGGUGAGCAGCAAACUACGGGUCAGAGAAAACACGUACAGCAGGCGCGAUCCUUUUCACUAUCAUCUGGUGGCGAGCCAGUGUCAAGCAUCGCUUGAGCACCGGCGGGAUGGUUGGACAGCAGAAAGUCGGUGGCUUCAUUCACUUCAUCGCAAUUUGGCCGACGACGAGGUCCGGGGACAGGCGCUGCAGCAAGCCGCACGCGAUGCGAACUCCGCGCGUGAGCGUACAGAUUCCUGCAGGCAGGAAUAUUCAAAUCUCGUCUUGUCCGGUGGGCGCAGCGAGGCAAGGCAAACGUCUGUAUGGCGGAAGAUGACAGGCGCACGCACGAGAGGCUACCAUGUCGUUGAUGAUGAAGACUGGCGGAGCGCACUCGCCUUGUCGCAGAACAGGCCCCAGAAUCUCAUCAGUGUCUCGUCAAUGAGCCGCGGAAGAUGCGGUCCAAACAGCAUGCAUGAAUGCUGUCACUUGCCCGCCGUCGUCAUUGGGCAGAGCACUCUUGACAACGCAGAGCAUCACAUGGCGUGGUUGUUUCGCACGAAUCAGAGCUGCAGCGGUCUUGGAAGCUGCAUGUGGCCACUAGCCAUUAGCGGCAGUCACAGUUGUCAAAGAAUCCCGAAGCCAAUUGAGACGACUCGACAUCGAUUACACGGGGAGAACCGAUGGAAUGCUCUGUCGUGGGACCAUUUUGCCUCACUACUUGAGACGCACAAAGCUGCUGUUGCCUGUCGUACCCAGCUCAUGGGGUGUCGUUGGAUCUGGACCUGGGACCUGACGGAUUGGGCAUCACGUGUAGAUCUUCGUGCCCAGCUCUCAAACUUUUCUCAGCUUCAGAUUGUGCAGGUCUCAUCGUGGCCAUAUUCUGUGUUUGGGCCUCUUCCCCUUCAGCAUCAGCCCGUUCGUGGUCAGUGCCGAGAAAAGCGUCUGGCAUGCGAACAGCGCAUGAACUUUGAACAACCAGGCUGCAGGGACGAUUGCGAGUCAUGUCCAGGAUUAGCACACAACCCUCAACCCAUGAACCUAGAAAUGAAGCUCUGUGCUGGCAAAGGUGUCCAAUGCGAGGCGCGCGUUAUCGCAGAUCAGCUCAAUGUUCACCGACUGCACCAGUCCCGAUGGCCCAAUGCCAACGUGAAAGACACUAGCGUGCUGCGGAAGGCGAGUAUAUCUUGUGGUAUUUCUGGCAGUCGUCGAGUUGGCUUGGCAUGGAAUAACAUGCGGUUCCCCGGUGCGAGGAGAAGACGAAGCGAAUGGCGGCGGCGAUGUGACUAUAUAAGCUUUGCUCGUGGCAAGCAGUCUGACGUUACUCCGCGCAUCUUGUAUUUCACUGUGCUGACCAUCGAAGACGGUUCACACCUUGUUGGCUUGUCGAAUCGAGUCGUGGAGGGAGGUGGGUGCAAGAACUCGGCGGAUGAUACUUGGAAUAGUAUUCCAAGUGAGAAGAUCCAUGGCCAGAGGCAAGAGCGAGAGGACCCACCAGGUCAUAUCGCACUGAUCACAUCAAGACAUACGAACAGCAGAAAGACUCACGCUAACGCUACGAUACGAUACUGCUGCUUCCAUUCAUCCAUUCCGGUAGCUGACUGGCACAGCACCGACAUGAGACUGCGAUCUCCAUCAAGCUCUGGAUCUCGACCAGUUCUAUUCCUCCCAAAGCCGCCCAAUGCCUCCCAGAACGCCAUCCCAUAUGCAUAAUCAUAACAUCAUUAAAUCCACAUGACUGGCAGCAACCCUCACACAGCGAUCCCUUGCUGCUCAGCAGCAGCAUUCCCGCCUACAGCCUGCAAGUACUGCAAGAUAGAACAAUCAUUACAACUGAUCAGUUUCUGCAGAUCAUUGACCUGCUGCUGCAGCGCAUUCACAGCAUCAAUCGCACCAUUCCUCUCGGCCUCAAGUUCCUUAAUAUACGUCGCCGCAGUAGCAAUGAUCAUAGCUUUCGAAGGUAAUCUUGGCGGUAGAGCAGAGUCUUCGACGUCGGGAGAAAAUACGUAUGCGUUCUUAAGACUGGGGAGGGAGAGUCGGAGGGAUUCAAUUUGGGUGUUGAGGUUGUCUCGGUAGCGGCGUUCGAUGAUUGUAUGAGGGAUUCUGCGGUGUGGUCGGGUUGGUCUUUGCGGGUUGGUGGUUGUGGUUGAUGUGGGGACUGUGAUUGGGGGUUUAUCGUCUGCUGAGGCUUCUGAGUCGCUGCUUGUUGAAACUGCAACCGAGUUGGUGCCUGGUGUUCUUGGGAAGGUUAUGCUGGAGUCCGAAGGUGUUCGUGGGAGUGUUGGGCAGACAAUGUUGCCGGUCUUGCAUUCGUCCGGGAUGUUGCCGCUUAAGCAUUGGAGAGAUGGGAAGCAGUUGACUAUUUCCGUUGUUUUUGAGUCCAUGUUGUGGUCAAACGGUGAAUUUGUGAAUCGUUGAGCGAUGGUAUGAGUGAGAUGGAUCAAUGCUCUGGUUGACUGUCCGCUUGCACGAUUGAUCUGUUGAUUUGUGGUGUACGUAUGGUAUGAGCCAUCUACCUACAAGAGCGAAG